Messenger RNA from Juglans regia (Persian walnut), 2589 nucleotides. Its product is annotated as ubiquitin-like domain-containing protein CIP73. The coding region runs from base 172 to 2322 and encodes 716 amino acids. The record is from RefSeq and is a predicted model, not a curated record. The transcript is spliced from 16 exons. Lineage: Eukaryota; Viridiplantae; Streptophyta; Magnoliopsida; Fagales; Juglandaceae. Gene Ontology annotation, molecular function: polyubiquitin modification-dependent protein binding; misfolded protein binding. Gene Ontology annotation, cellular component: BAT3 complex.
UUUUCCCUCCCCCCUGAGCAAAUCCUCCUUCCUUGUGCCACCGAUUUCUCUCACAGAGAGAGAGAGAGAGAGAGAGAGGGAUUGAAAGCAGACUAUUUUGGCUAAAUAGCUUCCCCCACUUCUCUCUCCCUCUCCGGUGAAGCUUCUCGGUUGUCAACUAAUCUCAGAAGAAUGGGAAGUAAUGGUGCAGAUGCAAUUCCUAGGAUUGAUGAGGCUGGAGGUUCUGAACCUACAAUUGAAAUAAAAAUAAAAACAUUGGAUUCUCAAACAUAUACUCUGAGAGUUGAUAAACAGGUGCCAGUUCCUGCUUUAAAAGAGCAGAUUGCUUCCAUCACUGGUGUGUUGUCAGAGCAGCAACGCCUAAUAUGCCGAGGAAAGGUUCUAAAGGAUGAUCAACUCCUCUCUGCCUAUCAUGUUGAAGAUGGUCAUACCUUACAUCUUGUUGUUCGACAGCCCUUUCCACCAUCAUCUGAGGGUUUAUCCAAUCAUGCAGCAACUGAUCCUGCUUCAACUACAAGCCAUGGCCACAGUAAUCAGGUACCUCCUGGUUUUGUUAUUGAAACUUUCAUGCCUGUUCAGGGUGAAGGAGUUCCUCCAGAAAUCAAUCGGAUUAUCUCUGCAGUUCUGGGCUCUAUUGGAUUUUCAAACAUUGUAAGUGGCAGUGAAGGGGCUGAUGCCAGGGAGCAUGACACACAAAAUCCUUCCCAGUUUCAACUCGAAGAGGCUGGCGUGAGGGGUCCAUCAGAUAGAUCUCACAGUGCUUACGGAAUUCCAUCAGCAGUUUCUUUGGGGCAUCUGCAGGCCCCUGUGAUUCCCGGUUCUUUGACUACGCUAUCCCAAAAUCUAAGUCAUUUGAGGCAUGAAUUUGAUGCCAUUGUGGCAGGCAGAGGCGGUGGAGACAAUGCUCAGGCAACUGCCACCCAUGAGAUUGGAGAGAGAGGUACUAAUUCCACACUGCACACUGGCACUGUACAAGAAGGAUUUCCAACACCAGCAUCCUUGGCAGAAAUCAUGCUCUCUACCAGGCAAAUGCUCAUUGAACAUGCAGGAGAAUGCCUACUCCAACUUGCUGGGCAACUAGAGGAUCAAGUGAAUGUGACUGAUCCCUCUGUGCGAUUAAGCACUCAAUCUAGUGCAAUGAGAACUGGCAUUCUAUUUCAUAAUCUAGGUGCAUUUCUACUAGAACUUGGUCGUACAACCAUGACACUGCGUCUGGGUGAAACACCGUCAGAAGCCAUUGUUAAUGCUGGACCUGCAGUUUUCAUAAACCCAUCUGGUCCUAAUCCUAUCAUGGUUCAGCCUCUUCCUUUUCAACCGGGGACAAGCAUGGGUGCCAUUCCUAUGGGAGCUGUGCAGCCAGGUUCUGGUUUGGUUAAUGGACUUGGUACUGGCUUUGUUCCAAGGCGUAUUGAUAUACAAAUACGCAGAGGUUCUUCAAUAAGCACGCCAAAUAGUAAUCAAGAGUUGCGUAGUGAUACUCAGCAGCCCUCUGGGCACAGAAACUCAGAAACAAGUUCUGGUGUUGAAAACCUUACUACUACGAGGACUUCAAGGGUCUCAGAGGGUUCAUCUUUUGCUGGAGAGGCUGGAGUACGGAUGGUACCAGUUAGGACCAUGGUUGCAGCUGUCCCUGGUCCGUUCAGUCACCUACCUGCAGAUUCGUCCGGUAAUUCGAUAGGUUUGUACUAUCCAGUUCUUGGAAGAUUUCAACAUGUGGCGUCUGGACAUGCGAAUGGUGAACAAGGAUCUCAAGCAUCUGGUGAGCGGCCGACUGAUUCAGUAGUACAACAGCAUAACAUAGAUGGUCCUGCAAGAGAUGGAUCAUUGCCAACACCCAAUCUAAGACAACAGGAGCCAUCUAAUGCACGCAGUGUAAGUAUCAACAUUCUGUCAGCUGGUGGAACCCACAACAACCAGGAUUCUGAUAGACAGCUCCCGAGCAGUGUUAUGCAGUUUUUAAGGAACCUCUUUCCUGGUGGGGAAAUUCAUGUUGAGGAAGCCAGUCCACCGGGAACAAUUCGAGAUCCUGUCCCAGAGAAUGAGGGGACAUCUAACGGUGUUGCAACGGCAACUGAAGCAGAACCAAGAGUGAGCGAUGAAGGAAUAUUUUUGUCUAAUUUGCUUCAUCAGAUCAUGCCCUUGAUAUCUCAACAAGCAAGUGUAGAACCAGAUACAAGACUUAUGGAAGAAGCAAACUCUUCUGAGAGUAUAAUGCCUUGCGAUUCUUUAACUCAGGCUAACUCUGGUGUUGGGCCAUCUCGGCGACCAAGUGAUGAUGGUGAAACAAGUCCUCCAGAUUCAAAACGCCAAAAGACACAGUGAUUUUUAGUGAGAUUGAGGAUGCUACCUGUAGUUGUGAGUCCAUGAUCCAUGAGACCAAAAAGAAAAAAGCAGCAUCAUCAUAUUGGUCACUGUAGUUUAUUGGUUUUAUUUUUGAUUUUUUUUUCUUGUCAAAAUUCAUGUUAGUCAAGAGAGAGUUAUAGGAUAAACUGUUUUUCUUUUGCUGUAUUACAUUUUAGUGUUGUAAAACUUGCAAAUUAUAAUUUUUAUUUCCUAUAGUGCUAUCGGUCUUGAAUUUCCUUUUUUCAA